CGGACAUGGGCCACCCUACCCUGCCUGGCCUGCUGCCACUGGUGGCCCUGGCCCUGAUGGUGGGACUGUACUUUCAUGUUGCUUCUGGGAUGUCCAUCCAGAAGAGGCAUGAAGAAAAAUGUCCUGAGGGGAAAUAUGAACAUCAUACAAAUUCCUCUAUUUGCUGUCUCAAAUGUCACAAAGGGACUUACUUGAACGCUGACUGUGCUGACUCAGGCCUUGCACCUGAUUGUAAGACUUGUCCUAACGGCACAUUCACAGAGAGUGAAAACUAUGUCUCAAAGUGCCGCAGCUGUUCUCUCUGCAGAAAAGAGAUGGGCCAGAUAGAGAAGGAAUCCUGCACAGUCUCUAAAAACACAGUGUGUGGAUGUGGGGAAAACCAAUAUCAACAAAAUCAAGGGAAAGAAGAAAAUGGACUUUUCAGAUGUAUUCCCUGCAACCCAUGCUUCAAUGGCACGGUCCAUCACCCAUGUCAAGAAAAACGGGAUGCUGUGUGUUUAUGUAAUCCAGAUUUCUUUUGGAAUGACGACAAAUGCAUCUCGUGUAAUGAGUGUCCACCUGGGGAAAAAUGCAGCCCUUUCUGCCCCUCAAAGAGUAUGGAUCCAAGAGAAACAGUUCCAGUGCUGAUGGUCUUGGUGGUCUUUUUGGGGUUUUGCUGCCUGUCCCUCAUCCUCAUCUUCUUCUGUCGUUACUCAAGAUGGAAGUCCAAGCUGUAUUUACUUUUCUGGUGGAGACGGGCUCCUGAAAAAGAGGAAGAACAUGCGCAGCCGCUGGCCCCACCCCACAACUCGGACUCCACUCCGACCCCCACCCAAGUCCCUCCCUACUCUCCCACCACCCUCUGCCCUGGCCCCUCCCUCCCAGUCUCCAGCCCCACCCCCUUCCCCGCCCCUGUCCCCGCUUCCUCCUUAGCUCCUCCCUCCUCCCUUCCCCCAAAUAAUUGGCAGCCUCCGAACAAUAUACAACGUACCAUGUGUUCGGCAUCGCCCUACCAGCCGGCCGAUCCCAUCAAUCGCCCCGCCCAGAUGCCAUCAGACAGUGUCACGUCAGAUGACACCGCCCUACGUUUGGACAAGCCGGCCAUGCUGUACACGGUGGUAGACGAAGUGCCAGCCACCCGCUGGAGGGAGUUCGUUCGGCGCCUGGGCUUGAGCCCGAAUGUCAUCGAAUUCCUUGAGAUGCAGAACAGCCGCAGUUUCCGAGAAGCCCACUACAGCAUGUUGGAGGCGUGGCUGAAGGGAGUCCCGAGGCACGAGGCUACCCUGGACACGCUGGCGCAGGUGCUCCAAGACAUGAAGCUGUGUGGCUGCUUGCAGAACAUCAGAGAGGCCUUGGAGCGGGACAGCCCCUACAGACCUCUGCCCACCGUCCCCAGGUGAGGCUGUGCCAAGCCCCGCCUUCCCUUUUUAGUUCCACCACUGCGGACUCUUCACCGAAGAGGAGCCAGCCCCAAGGCCCACGCGCCUUCCCUAGAAGGGCUUGGAGGAGCCCCAGGGCAGGCAGGAUGGACGAUUUUGAAGACACCUUUUGCCUUGCCAAGUCUGCAGUCUUUGAGGGCCUCCUUUCUGGAGCCCAUUGUUUAUUUGGUGCUACAGGCUGGCCCCGGAGGACCAGCAGAGCGGACCCUGACUUUCUCAGCUAUUUACGUGCCCUGUGAAGGUGGAAGAUGGAAAGAACACAGCGAAGUGGGGAAUAAUAGUUUUACCCAAUUCUCGGCAUUGUCUAUGCUUGAGUGGGGUGGGGGAUCCAGUGAUGUAUCUGAGGAUGCAGCUGGAACAUGGCCGCCUUGUGCUUUGAAGCACUAAGACUAAAGUAUCCUUGGGCUCUCCGGCUUGGUCCCAACUCCUCCCAACGUUUGUAAAGGAGCAAUUUUUGUAACUUUAUUACACUAAUGUAAACCUAGCAUCAUUCCUUCCUCGUCAUGGUUUCCUUUUUUAUUUCCGCUCAGAGGAGCGGAAGUCAAAUACUAGGUGUCAUGGAGUAGGAGGCUGAAGGCUGAGGCCAGAACUCUCCUUUGUAAAUAUUUUACACUAAAACUUUUGACAUUAAAACUCUGGAUCAUUUA
Gracilinanus agilis (Agile Gracile Mouse Opossum) is the source of this 2065-nucleotide messenger RNA. RefSeq names its product TNF receptor superfamily member 1A (gene TNFRSF1A). Gene Ontology annotation, cellular component: membrane raft; mitochondrion; signaling receptor complex. The transcript has 10 exons. Gene Ontology annotation, biological process: prostaglandin metabolic process; inflammatory response; tumor necrosis factor-mediated signaling pathway. The coding region runs from base 6 to 1379 and encodes 457 amino acids. Gene Ontology annotation, molecular function: tumor necrosis factor binding; tumor necrosis factor receptor activity. The record is from RefSeq and is a predicted model, not a curated record. Lineage: Eukaryota; Metazoa; Chordata; Mammalia; Didelphimorphia; Didelphidae.